AUGGGUAUACCGUACUCCCGCCAAAUCAACGCUGCAUUCGAACAAGUAACACCCCUCGUAGCGGCCGGCUUCAAAGUCCUCCGUACAACACGCGAUAUCUCGAUCUUGCUUGCGGUCAUCCAAGUUCUCACCGUUAUCCUCCUGGGAUUUAUUCUUCUCGCGCUCGUCCUGCUUUUAUACUGCGUGAAUCCGGACCUGGAGGAAGAAAGAAAAGCCAUCGCCACGCCAUGGCUCCGGUACUUCGCUAGUAUCACAAUAUGGUCGAUAUUUAAGACCUUGUUUUCUACGCUGGUCGUGAUGGGGCUUGCAGCAGCGGCGACAUGGCACUUUUUCGUGGCGAAGCAGUGGGUGGAGGAUGUGGAGUACGACGCGAAUGUCGACGCUGAUAAGGCGUUGUCGGACUUAGAAGGAGAAGGCGAAAUUGAAGGUAGCGGCAAUGGAGGAAAGAAGGGGAAAGGUAAGGGGAAGAAGUAG
Molecule: messenger RNA, 474 nt
Organism: Alternaria incomplexa
Lineage: Eukaryota; Fungi; Ascomycota; Dothideomycetes; Pleosporales; Pleosporaceae
Exons: 2
Coding region: 1-474 (157 amino acids)
Source: RefSeq, a predicted model, not a curated record